CCCACUAAUAAUAAUUUUCAUCAUUUGUUCAUCUUAUAUUGUUUUGGCUUUCAGAUAGAAAACUAAGGUGGCAUCAAUGAGUACCAUAAGCAAAGCUUCUUCUUCCAAGAAUAUGACCAGUGAGUGUGAUUCCUCCGAGGAGAGUGGUUGGACUAAGUACUUUGAGGAUUUCUUUGUUGACAACCAUAAUAUUGAUGAUGAUCAGAAUUAUUGUUCUAUGUCUUUCUCUGGUGUUGAUAGUUAUUCCACCUCCUUUGUCUUUGAUGCUGCUAUAAAAAAAAUAACUGACAGCACACUAGAUAAGGAAUAUGGUAACCAAUCGAGUUUGAAGAAGAGAAAGAAGAUCAAAACAGCUUUGGUUGAUGAUGCUUUGGAAGAUACUGCAAGCUCUCCUAUCAAAGGCUCCAAGGAAAAAAGAAAUACCUUGGGAGAAAGAGAUGAAAGGAAAGAACUGAGUUUUAAUGAGAAGGAUAAUGACCACACAGAACUGAAGAAGAAAGGCCUUUGCUUAGUUCCUUUUUCGAUGAUAGUGAAAUAUCUAGGUUGAUUAAUUAGUUCCAAGACAAAGCACCCCAUAUAUGCAUUUGGGAAAUAUCCACAUUCAGAGAAAAAAAAAGAAGAAAUUAUAUGUGAUAGGUAAUAGUGUAACAAGAAAAUCAGAAAAAUGAUUAGUGAUCUGAGGUGUUUGGGUGUUGAGGUGUUAAAAGAAUAUUACUCGUGCAUUUCUCUCUAGUGUACUAAAUAGAUAAUCUUCUUUGUUUUCUUAAGGCAAAUGGAUAAUCAUGCUAGACAGCUAGAGCAUGUUGUAUAUAAUGAAUCAAUCAUUAUUUUCAAAUUUCAGUCUUCCCAGCAA
This is a messenger RNA of Glycine soja, 853 nucleotides long. RefSeq names its product vascular-related unknown protein 4-like. Lineage: Eukaryota; Viridiplantae; Streptophyta; Magnoliopsida; Fabales; Fabaceae. The transcript is spliced from 2 exons. The record is from RefSeq and is a predicted model, not a curated record. Gene Ontology annotation, biological process: xylem development. The coding region runs from base 77 to 547 and encodes 156 amino acids.